This is a messenger RNA of Phycodurus eques (leafy seadragon), 1337 nucleotides long. Its product is annotated as cerebellin-1. Gene Ontology annotation, cellular component: glutamatergic synapse; synaptic cleft. NCBI's taxonomy places the organism in Eukaryota, Metazoa, Chordata, Actinopteri, Syngnathiformes, Syngnathidae. Gene Ontology annotation, molecular function: protein binding. The coding region runs from base 265 to 873 and encodes 202 amino acids. The transcript is spliced from 4 exons. The record is from RefSeq and is a predicted model, not a curated record.
GGGGGAUAUUUGGCGGGCAGUGAGUGGGAAGAAAUAGCAGAAGCAAAGCUGGAGUUGUCUAACGAGUGCACACGCAAAGGAGUGUGAACCUUUCCCACCCAAAGACAGCCUGUGUGGCCAAAAAAAGGGCUUCCCGUCCACUGCCAUGAGAGCUCCACCUAGUCUUGGCAGAGCUGUCCCUCGGGGACCCGCGUGAUGUCCCGUGACCCUGUAGCGGAGCACCGACGACGCCUCUGAAGAUCCCACUCGUAACACGCCGUGAGAAUGACGCUCCUUCAGCCUCCUUGGCCCCGCCUCGCCAUCUUUGCCGGACUGCUGCUGGUCACCCGUUGGGCACCCCCGGGGGUCCGCUGCCAGAAUGACACGGAGCCGAUCGUGUUGGAGGGCAAAUGUCUGGUGGUGUGCGACUCCACCCCCUCCGCCGAGCCGUCUGGAAACUCGCUGGGAAUGUCGGUGAGGUCGGGAACGGGCAGGGUGGCGUUCUCGGCCAUCCGCAACACCAACCACGAGCCCUCAGAGAUGAGCAACCACACCAUGACCAUCUACUUUGACCAGAUCUUGGUGAAUGUCGGUAGCCAUUUUGAUCCCGCCAGGAGCUUCUUUGUGGCGCCGAGAAAGGGAGUCUACAGUUUCAACUUCCACGUGGUCAAAGUCUACAACAGGCAGACGAUACAGGUGAGUCUGGUUCUCAACGGCUGGCCGGUGAUCACGGCCUUCGCGGGCGACCAGGAUGUGACCAGGGAAGCUGCCACCAACGCUGGCCUGGUGAUGAUGGAAAGGGGGGACAAGGCGUACCUCAAACUGGAGCGGGGCAACCUGAUGGGAGGGUGGAAGUAUUCCACUUUCUCCGGAUUUCUGGUCUUCCCCUUAUAAGGUGGAGGUUUGUGGAGAGACCUCGGCUUUAUCGUAGCUACGAAACAUUCUAAUGGGGGCGGUCUGCUGGGGAUGUCAAAGACUUCCAAGAUCGUCGGCGACAUUUCUCUCGCACCAAAAUAAUCCUGAAUAUAUGUUCCGUUUCCUCUGCACUUUUAUGGCUAACCCUUGAUUGUAACCUGAAGUCUGUGCUUGCUCGCACCAUGAGGCUUGAUCUUUUCCCGAAAGCAUGAAUCUAUUUGUGUAUUUCUAUCUUGAGCUAGCUAUCUCGAGUUUGUCAUCCAGCUCAAGCGAACCCGUGAAAAUGUCUGUUGAGGCGAGCAUUCGGAAUAGCUAGCUAUUACUGCAUUAUCUAUCUAUCACUUUCAAUAUACUGCAUCACACGUCGAAUGUACCGUUUGUGCUCGUGCGAACGAGCGAACAUCGAAUUCCUCGGGCUGAUAAACUUCACCUGGUCAAAAGCG